AAAUGGCUCCACUAGAAAAAACUGGAGAAGAAAGAGAAGGGAUUAAACUGUUUGGCAUAACGAUCACGUUGCAUGCAGCAGAAAGAAAAGAAGAUGAGAAAAGCAGCAAUGGUAGCGAAGAAGAUGAUGAUCAUGAUCAUGGAGAAGAUCAAGAAGAGAUGAUGAAGAAACCAAACAAGAUCAUAGCAUGUCCAAGAUGCAAGAGCAUGGAAACCAAGUUUUGUUACUUCAAUAACUACAACGUUAAUCAGCCUAGGCAUUUCUGCAAGGCCUGCCACAGGUAUUGGACUGCCGGAGGGGCCCUUCGCAACGUCCCGGUCGGUGCAGGCCGCCGAAAGGGUAAGCUGCCGUCCCCUGCCGCCGCUCGUCACGGUGGCGCCAUCUGUGAUUCAUCAUCCACUGUUCAGAAAUUUGGAUUAGAUGAUGAAGAGGGGUUGGUUUUGGACGAGUGGGAUGUUGCCACCGUCAUUCACGGUGGUUUCCGGCAGCUUUUUCAUCAGUCGUCUAAACGGCGGAGGACGAGCUCUGAGGAUGCUCAACCUUGUUAAGUUAUUUUUCUCUUCUUUUAUUUUGUAAAUGGAUUAUCUGUGAAAGUGUAUUUCUUUUUCUUCGGAAAAUACAUUUUCCUUUAUUUCAAUUUUAACUUUGAUUUGUUUUUCU
Messenger RNA from Arachis duranensis, 660 nucleotides. Its product is annotated as cyclic dof factor 4-like. The record is from RefSeq and is a predicted model, not a curated record. Gene Ontology annotation, biological process: regulation of DNA-templated transcription. Lineage: Eukaryota; Viridiplantae; Streptophyta; Magnoliopsida; Fabales; Fabaceae. Gene Ontology annotation, molecular function: DNA-binding transcription factor activity; DNA binding. Bases 3 to 548 code for a protein of 181 amino acids. The transcript has a single exon.